UGAGAGCUAUGAGACUGCUUCUGCAUUUGAGUUUGCUAGCUCUUGGGGCUGCCUAUGUUUCUGUCACUGCUGUAGAAAGUCCCAUGAACAGACUGGUGGCAGAGACCUUGACACUGCUCUCCACUCAUCGAACUCUGCUGAUAGGUGACGGGAACCUGAUGAUUCCUACUCCUGAAAAUAAAAAUCACCAACUGUGCAUCGAAGAAGUCUUUCAGGGUAUAGACAUAUUAAAGAACCAAACUGCACAAGCAGCGGCUGUGGAUAAACUAUUCCAAAAUUUGUCUUUCAUAAAAGCACAUAUAGACAGCCAAAAAAAAAAAUGUGGAGGAGAAAGAUGGAGAGUAAAAAAGUUCCUAGACUACCUGCAAGUGUUUCUUGGUGUCAUAAACACUGAGUGGACAACAGAAAGUUGAGACAAAACUGACUUAUUUUAGUGAAAGAUUUUGGAGGAGAAGAAAAAUGUUUUCUUUUGGAAUGAGAAUGAGGGCCAAGCAACUGUG
Lontra canadensis (Northern American river otter) is the source of this 500-nucleotide messenger RNA. It is a transcript of the gene IL5, whose product is annotated as interleukin 5. Gene Ontology annotation, molecular function: growth factor activity; interleukin-5 receptor binding. The record is from RefSeq and is a predicted model, not a curated record. Gene Ontology annotation, cellular component: extracellular region. Lineage: Eukaryota; Metazoa; Chordata; Mammalia; Carnivora; Mustelidae. The transcript has 4 exons. Bases 9 to 413 code for a protein of 134 amino acids. Gene Ontology annotation, biological process: immune response.